Diplodia corticola is the source of this 1161-nucleotide messenger RNA. Its product is annotated as chromosome segregation protein smc. NCBI's taxonomy places the organism in Eukaryota, Fungi, Ascomycota, Dothideomycetes, Botryosphaeriales, Botryosphaeriaceae. The record is from RefSeq and is a predicted model, not a curated record. The transcript has 3 exons. The coding region runs from base 1 to 1161 and encodes 386 amino acids.
AUGGCACCCACACACCCUCCUCACCAUGGUAGCAUCCCGAGCAAACCUAAAUCCAACACCAUGGAUGUGCCGCUUUCGCCCAACCCUGCCCGCAACCCGUGGCUCAAGCCGGGCCAAGGCAAGUACGACAAGGACUUUCUGCUGUCCCUCCAGUGUGUCUUCACGCGGCCGCCGGCGGAGUUGGUCGACAACCUCCGCCAUGCCGGCGUUACGCGCCCGCUCGCAACCCCGCCGAGGCGCGUCGUACCUUCCAUCGGAGUCACUCCUCCGGCUGAAGACGAGCGUGAGAAGACAACGCCUAGCGAAGCCGCAAAGCAGAUCAGAAAGGAUAGCAUCGCUUUCGUCCGCAAGCGCACCGAUGUGAGGCUCAACACGAAGGAAGCUGAGGUGCAGCACCAGCAGCAGGAUCUGGACCGCCAGAAGGCGGAGCUCGAUCAGCAGAAGCGGGCCUUGGAUGAAGAGAGGGUUCAGCUCCACAACCACUGCACCAACCUGCAGAACCGUCUGGAGGAGAGGUUCCAACAGCUCCACGUCGAAGCCGAACAAGUUGAGCGGGCCAGGCUGGAGAACACGGCCCAGACCUUGAUGGACAAGGCGCAGCUUGAGAAAGACAGGAAGGUCUGCAAUGACCUCCAUAUUGAAGCCUGGAUGUCCAAAGCCAAGUCGGAGCAGACGAAGAAAAACACGCUUGCGACUGCCCGGAGGGUGCUUGCUUUCUUCCAGGUCAGGGACGAUCUCUCGGGGGAACUCAGUCAGCGAGCCUUGGCCAUGCUCGAAGCCGAGGUCAGGGCGUUGGAGGAGCAAGACCAAGACCACAACUUUUCCUCGGGUGCCCAGCACGGCUGUGGAUCUCAGAACGAGCUGCAGUCGCUGCUCACAGGCAACCUCGCAGUCCCCCGCGAUGACUUGAACCGUCUGGUCCUUAUCACUGGAAUUCCUCUCGGCAUUGCGAAAGACGAAGUUGCCCGCGCCGUGGGUGCCGUUUCUGGAGGCACUAUCCGUGUCUACUCGGUGCUUCCUGGCUCUCCGACUAUGAUGGCUCUGGCUUACAUUGUGGGCUAUCCAAACAACUUCUUCGCGGGCAACUUCUACGUCAUGAAGGAUGGCGAGAUUCAACCCGUCGGCAAAGUGCGCCUGCAUUUCAGACUUCUCAACCUUUGA